AUGGCAAAUGUGCUCACUCAUCUUUGGGCCUUCCAAAUAACUUGCGCCACGGAAAUCGAGCGCUUAGCACCUCUUGCGUUGGACUGUGUGUUUAAUACACAUAUUUCAGCAUUCGAAGAUCCAUUCAUCUCAAACUUGGUUGAAAAUAAGGAACAAAUGAUUGACCUUGGACGGAAGAUUUACCUCAGCAUGGAUUACCUACUACAAGAUGAGAUGGAGCUUUUCGGCCCAGCGUCCACGUUCUAUCCUCUCAGAGUGGCUUAUCAAAGAUUCAAAGCAAGCCAACCUGAAAGUACGGGAGAUAUUGCCUACAUUGAGAACAUAGUUGAUAGACUUGCUCAGAAGGGUCUCCUAGCCUCUCGAUCCAUUAUUCUGGACAAUUAA
Penicillium malachiteum is the source of this 384-nucleotide messenger RNA. RefSeq lists its product as uncharacterized. The transcript has a single exon. The coding region runs from base 1 to 384 and encodes 127 amino acids. The record is from RefSeq and is a predicted model, not a curated record. Lineage: Eukaryota; Fungi; Ascomycota; Eurotiomycetes; Eurotiales; Aspergillaceae.